AUGGACGCCUACUCCGGCUACAAUCAGAUACCGAUGCACCGUCCCGACGAGGACAAAACAGCGUUUAUAACGCCGGGGGGAACCUUCUGUUAUAAGGUGAUGCCAUUCAGCCUAAAAAACGCAGGGGCAACAUACCAAAGGCUGAUGAACAAGAUAUUCCACGACCUCAUAGGCAAGACAGUGGAAGUCUAUGUAGACGACAUCCUCGCGAAAACAACGCGACCCGACGACCUCCUGAAUGACCUGGCAAAUGUAUUCGUGUCUCUCCGACAACACGGCAUGAGGCUCAAUCCCCUCAAAUGUGCCUUCGCCAUGGAAGCUGGAAAGUUCCUAGGAUUCAUGAUAACCCAAAGAGGGGUAGAAGCUAACCCGGAGAAAUGCCAAGCGAUACUCCAGAUGAAGAGCCCGGGUUGUAUCAAGGACGUCCAGAGAUUGGCAGGACGACUGACCUCGUUAUCCUGUUUUCUCGGAGUUUCGGCAACAAAGGCCCUGCCCUUCUUUAACCUCAUGAAGAAAGGGAUAGCAUUCGAAUGGACGCCCGCAUGCAAGGAAACCUUUAGACACUUCAAGGAAAUCCUGGCGGCACCCCCUGUGCUCGGAAAGCCAAAGGCCAGGGAGUCAUUAUAUCUAUACCUCGCCAUAACAGAAGAAGCCCUGGCCGCGGUUCUAGUACGAAAAGAUGGGAGGGCUCAACAACCAGUCUAUUUUGUGAGCAGAGCCCUGCAAGGGGCAGAACUAAGGUACAGCAAACUGGAAAAGAUAGCUCUGGCACUCUUGACCUCUUCACGAAGGUUAAAACAAUACUUCCAAGGUUACCAGGUUGUCGUAAGAACGGACCAAGGAAUCCGACAAGUACUUCAAAAACCCGAUUUGGCGGGAAGGAUGAUGACUUGGUCCAUUGAACUUUCCCAAUAUGACAUACGAUACGAACUCCGGCAAGCAAUCAAGGCACAAGCGAUGGCAGAUUUUCUAGUAGAGGUAACGGGAGAUCCAACCGAAGAAACGAGCGCACGGUGGAAGCUCCACGUGGACGGAGCCUCCAACCAGACGUCCGGGGGCGCCGGGAUCAUUCUGGAAAGCUCAGCUGGGGUCGUAUACGAGCAGUCGAUCAGGUUUGAAUUUCCCGUCUCGAACAACCAAGCAGAAUACGAAGCCCUCAUAGGGGGCUUAGCCCUAGCAAUGGAAGUCGGAGCAACGAGGUUGGAAAUAUGCAGCGAUUCACAAGUCGUCACCUCCCAAGUAAACGGGAGCUACCAAGCCAGAGACUCAUUAUUACAUAAGUACUUGGAAAAAGUCAAGGAUUUGAGCCAAAAGUUUGAAGAGGUCAUGAUCCACCACGUGCCCAGAGAAAGGAACACACGGGCAGAUCUCCUAUCAAAACUGGCCAGCACCAAACUGGGAGAAGGUAACCGAUCUCUCAUCCAAGGUAUGAUGAGGGAGCCGACGGUCACUCUGCACCUAUCAAGGCUAGGCCUCUCAUGGCUGGACCCCAUCACCAGCUUCUUAGAAAACGGCAAACUUCUCGACGACAAAAAGGAUGCCACGAAACUGAGAAGGGAAGCGGCCAAGUACGUGAUCUUCCAGGGACAGCUAUUCAAGAAAGGACUCAACCAGCCCCUACUGAAAUGCCUGCACCCCGACCAGACGAACUACAUCCUCAGGGAAGUCCAUGAAGGUUGCUACGGACAUCACAUAGGGGGCAAAGCCUUAGCAAGAAAGUUAAUCCGAGCUGGGUACUAUUGGCCAUCAAUGAUGGCAGACUCUAAAGAAUUCGUCAGAAAAUGCGCCAAGUGUCAAGAGAACACCAAUUUCCACAGGGCACCGGCCUCCGAGCUAAGCCUGUUAACGUCUUUCCGACCAUUCUCACAAUGGGGAGUCGAUCUCUUGGGGCCCUUCCCAGUUGGUCCUGGACAAGUCAAGUACCUCAUAGUCGCCAUUGACUACUACACCAAAUGGAUAGAGGCCGAGCCGUUGGCCAGCAUAUCCUCAUCCAAUUGCAGAAAAUUCAUGUGGAGACAGGUGAUAACGCGGUUCGGGAUCCCAGAGACCGUUAUCUCGGACAACGGCACACAGUUUACCGACAAGAAGUUCACGGAGUUCCUCACCGGCCUGGGUAUAAGACAGAAGUUCUCCUCAGUAGAGCACCCCCAAACAAACGGACAGGUGGAGUCCACGAACAAGAUUAUCCUGUUAGGGCUUAAGAAGCGACUGGAUAAUAAAAAAGGUGCUUGGGCCGACGAGCUUGCCUCGGUCUUCUGGUCUUACCGAACAACCGAACAGUCCUCCACCAAGGAGACCCCUUUCCGACUGACAUACGGGUUAGAUACGGUAAUACCCGUGGAAAUCGGGGAACCGAGCCCGUGA
Arachis duranensis is the source of this 2364-nucleotide messenger RNA. RefSeq lists its product as uncharacterized. The record is from RefSeq and is a predicted model, not a curated record. Bases 1 to 2364 code for a protein of 787 amino acids. The transcript has a single exon. Gene Ontology annotation, biological process: DNA integration. Gene Ontology annotation, molecular function: nucleic acid binding; RNA-DNA hybrid ribonuclease activity. Lineage: Eukaryota; Viridiplantae; Streptophyta; Magnoliopsida; Fabales; Fabaceae.